Messenger RNA from Gaeumannomyces tritici R3-111a-1, 1614 nucleotides. RefSeq lists its product as hypothetical. Bases 1 to 1614 code for a protein of 537 amino acids. The record is from RefSeq and is a predicted model, not a curated record. The transcript is spliced from 3 exons. NCBI's taxonomy places the organism in Eukaryota, Fungi, Ascomycota, Sordariomycetes, Magnaporthales, Magnaporthaceae.
AUGUCGUCCCUGUCCAAGACGGAAUUCUGCUCUCAGGGCGGAGGCAGGUCUGUCAUCAACUACUCGUACACAGACUUGCCAUGGCGGCUUCUGGGUUACGAUGUGUACUACUUCUUCCGAUUUUUCUGGGCAAUCCCCUACAUCGUGGUGCCUAUCAACAAACCCCUUUCGGGGUCCAUGAGCGAGCUCGCACCGACGCGCCAGAAUGCCUUCUGCAUCGCCAUCCACGUCCUCCUGUGCAUCUUACAGCUGGUUUUCAUCCUUCUCCUGCCCUUCGCCGCCAUUUUACCCGGCUGGAUCUCGGCCCUGGCCAUAGGUGCCUAUCUCUUCCUCAACACUCUAAUCUGCAAGCUGCUCAACGGGAAGGAGGAAACGUACUUGUCUACUGAGAAGUAUGCUCCAAAACUCGAGCAGCACGCCCACGAGCAAUGGAUCUACCUAAACGGUGUUGCAGCUGGAACACACUGGCUACAGAACAACCUUGACAGGCUGGCCCUCACCUUCAAGAGACCCAUCCUUGGUAUUCACAAUAAAACCGACGGCAUUCUUUUCGACGUCAUCGAGUGCCUAGUCCAGCGCACCUUUGGCUAUGCCACGGGCGAUGUCCGUCUUUGCUACAGGAUAGUCAAGGAAAAGCUCUACGACCCCCGGUUCUCCAAAGUCAUUCUUAUCCUGCAUUCGCAGGGCGGGAUCGAGGGUGGGAUGGUGCUUGACUGGCUUCUUCAGGAGCUCCCUCAGGAUCUCCUCGCUAAGCUCGAGGUGUACACUUUUGGGAACGCGGCAAACCACUUCAACAAUCCCCAUCGCCACAUCGGCUCCGAGGAAAGCACCGGGCCCGGCCUGUCUACUUCGGCAUCCAACCAGACCCCGGCCACGAGUGGCACCAACGGCGUCACCAAUGGCGACCAUGGAACAGCCCGCGUGGCGCGCCUCACCCGCGAGGCCUCGUCGUCACAGCCCUCUGCCGUAUCCGACCGGGUCAUUGGACACGUCGAGCACUUCGCGCACACGACCGACUUCGUGGCCCUGUGGGGGGUCCUGCACUUCGCCACGUCGGCCGUGGCCUCCCCCUCGAUGCCGCGCUUCAUCGGCCGCGUCUUCGCGCGCUCGUCGGAGCGCGGCGGCCACCAGUUCUGCCACCACUACCUCGACGGCAUGUUCCCCCUCAAGGCCGACGCCUCGGCCCCCGGCGGCUUCUCGGGCUGCCUCGAGGCCGGGCCGGACGAGGGCCAGAACGAGUUCAUGGACAGCGAGGUCGUGGUCGGCGCCGCGGGCGACGAGUACUCCGAGGUGCACAGCGCCUACGAGGCCUCCUGGUUCGGCGGCGGCGGCGGCGCCCUGGCCGGGCUCAAAGGGGCCGCCGCCGAUGGCAGCAGCGAGGUCGACAGGCUCCCCGCCGCUGCUGCCGCCGCUGCCGGGACGGGCGCCGUCGCCGACACGGGCAACGGCGAGGUGACGGUGCACAGCGCCAGCCCUGUCCUCAGCAGGGCGGGGACGAUGAAGCACGUCGUCAAGGUGAAGCACCUCUGUCGUCUUUGGCAGUACCGAGACGGCAGGAGCCCCGAGGAUGCCCCUGGUGGAGUUAAUGGCGUGUUGCGCGGUAUGACUUUGUAA